Molecule: messenger RNA, 1103 nt
Organism: Physeter macrocephalus (sperm whale)
Lineage: Eukaryota; Metazoa; Chordata; Mammalia; Artiodactyla; Physeteridae
Gene: TGFBR3L
Product: transforming growth factor beta receptor 3 like
Exons: 10
Coding region: 1-1059 (352 amino acids)
Biological process (GO): transforming growth factor beta receptor signaling pathway; epithelial to mesenchymal transition; cell migration
Cellular component (GO): cell surface
Molecular function (GO): type II transforming growth factor beta receptor binding; transforming growth factor beta receptor activity; glycosaminoglycan binding
Source: RefSeq, a predicted model, not a curated record
AUGGCCCCCCAGCCAAGGCCAGAGCUGCCUGCCCGCCUGCUGGGCCCAGUGCUGCCUCGGCCGGUCCAGCACGCUGGGCACCGUGAUCCCCCUGUUCCCAGGAACGACCACCUUGCCCAGCGAGCCAGCUGGUUCUCUGGGAUCCCCAACUUCUUCGAAGUCCCAGCAGCCACGCCUGCGAGCAAGAAUGGGGCCAACACCCUCCCCCCAAACGGCCCUGCUGUGACCCCAGAGGAGCCCCUGGUCCUUGUGUCCCUGUUCCCCGCGGCGCCAGGGCCCAGGCUGCGCCGACCCCUUUUCAGUCUGGAGCUGUCGGACGCGGAGGACGCCUACCCGCGCCGCGCGGGGACGCUGGAGGUCCCGGCUGACAGCCGCGUGUUCGUGCAGGCGGCCCUGGCCCGUCCCUCCCCGCGCUGGGCCAUGGCCCUGCACCGCUGCUCGGUGACACCAUCCUCACGCCCGACCCCGGGCCCCGCCCUGGCGCUGCCGCGUGGGGGCUGUUCCGCCGACUCCUCGGUCACCUUCCCGCCACCGCGGCCGCUCCCAGGUGCCGCUCGCCCCGCGCGCUUCAGCUUCCGGCUGCGCCCGGUCUUCAGCGCCUCUGUGCAGUUCCUGCACUGCCAGCUGAGCCGCUGCCGCCGCCUCCGGGGAGCCCGCCAGACGCCUGCGCCUCUGACCCCGCCUCUUGCCUCCCCCUCCUCCCAGUGUCUGCCUCCGGAUGAGGCGUGCGCGGGCGCCGGCAGUGGCCGCGAUGAGAGUCUGGGUGCCGACAGCCCUCACCUGCACACGCUGACGCAGCCCAUCAUGGUCACGGUGCCGCGGCUGCCCCCCAGGCCACCCAAGGGCGUCCCCGGCAGUGCCGUGCGACCCGAGCCUCCCGCGCCGGCCCUGGGGGUCCUGGAGCCCGCGCCGGUGGUAGCACUUGUCUUGGCCGCCUUCGUGCUGAGCGCCGCUCUGGCCGCCGGGCUCGGCCUCGUCUGCGCUCACUCAGCGCCCCCGCCCCGCGGCCCGCCCCCGAGAGCCUCGCCCAGCGGCCCCACGCCCAGGAGGCCCCAGUGAGGCAGCGGCCGCCGUAACCCCGCCCACUAGGGAAACGGCCCCGG